UAUGACCGUAUGAUCUGAGUAAUUUUCCCUAAGUAACAAACGUUAAAGUAGAAUUUAUCUAAAUUUUUCAAAAAUAUUGAAUGGUCUAUCAUUAUCGUUUGUGCAGUGUAUAAAAUAAAACUUUUACUCAAAAUAUGAGUCAACAGGAUUCUUCUACUGAUAUCCAGGAAAUUGAAAACUCGGUACAAUCGAUAAAUAUUGUCGGGGAUAAUGAUCAAACAAAUAUUAAAACAAAUAAGUCAAAAGUUGAUAUUUUACUUAAACCAACCGGGAAUGCUCCUAUAAUGAAAAAGAAGAAAUGGUCUGUUGAUAGUGAUAAACCAAUCGCUUGGAUUACAGAAUUUAUAAAAAAAUACAUUAAAUUAGAUCCGAACGAGAAAUUGUUUUUAUACAUAAACCAAUCUUUUGCACCUUCGCCAGACCAAAUCGUUCGGAAUCUCUAUGAUUGCUAUAGUACAGAAGGUAAAUUGGUGCUUCAUUACUGCAAAACACAAGCAUGGGGAUGACGUGAUUCACCUUACAUUUUGCCAUAAUUCAAGAAGGCUUUUUUUAAAGGUACACAUAUAUUGUAAUGCAUUUACAAAUAAAUAAUUUAAAGGAAAAUUUA
Messenger RNA from Cylas formicarius (sweet potato weevil), 607 nucleotides. RefSeq names its product autophagy protein 12-like (gene Atg12). Lineage: Eukaryota; Metazoa; Arthropoda; Insecta; Coleoptera; Brentidae. The record is from RefSeq and is a predicted model, not a curated record. Gene Ontology annotation, biological process: C-terminal protein lipidation; nucleophagy; autophagy of mitochondrion. The transcript has 3 exons. Gene Ontology annotation, cellular component: cytoplasm; Atg12-Atg5-Atg16 complex; phagophore assembly site membrane. The coding region runs from base 135 to 506 and encodes 123 amino acids.